Protobothrops mucrosquamatus (brown spotted pit viper) is the source of this 1636-nucleotide messenger RNA. It is a transcript of the gene HMGN3, whose product is annotated as high mobility group nucleosomal binding domain 3. The record is from RefSeq and is a predicted model, not a curated record. NCBI's taxonomy places the organism in Eukaryota, Metazoa, Chordata, Lepidosauria, Squamata, Viperidae. Gene Ontology annotation, cellular component: nucleus; chromatin. Gene Ontology annotation, biological process: chromatin organization. Gene Ontology annotation, molecular function: nucleosomal DNA binding.
UCCCCAGAGGGUGCUGAAGCCAAGGAUGCAGCAAAAAUAACAAAACAAGAGCCAACAAGACGAUCUGCAAGAUUAUCAGCUAAGGAACCUGGAACAAAGGCUAAUAAAGGUUCUAAAGGGAAGAAGGAUGAAAAACAGGAAUCUGCAAAGGAAGGUACUACACCAUCUGAAAAUGGUGAAAGUAAAGCGGAAGAGGCACAGAAUUGAAUCAGUAGAUGACAGGUGCAUAUGAACUGACAUGAACAUUUGAGGAUGUUUUUAUGUACCUUGACAACUUUUAAGAGAUAUUUUUAUCAAGUACUUUGUAAAUGCUAAUUUUUUAGGACUUACAAUAAGUUGAUAAACUAUAUAUGAACGCUUCUUCCUUCUGUAUCAGUACUUCUAGAAAUUCCCAACGUUGUCAAGUUAAGAAAAAAAAAGCAUCAUUAAAACAACUUUUGGAAAACAAAAGUAUUUAUAAAAUUGAACAAGCAUUCCAUAUAUUUGGUUUUCAGAGCUGUAAGUCUUGGUGCAUAUAGUGAUGUUUUUACUGUGGGUGUUCAGAUUUUUUCCAUUUUUACCCUAGAGCAAUAAUCUGUGGUGCUUUUGUAAUUAAGGAUUAAGUGUUUUAAUGAAACAUGUAUACAUUUGGCUACCUGCUGUCCAUAUGGGAUUCUUUUCAUUUUUUAAAAUAACAAAGUCUCAGUGCUAACAAAUAUGGUUCAUUAGUAUCUUUCUAAAUCAGAGGUAUGCCUUCUAAUGCUUGUCAGAAAAAUGUUAAACUCAGUUGUUUAGAAAUUUUGUUACAACAGUUAUUUCAGAAUCAAGAUUAUAGCUCAUAGAAAAUAGUGGGGCUUACAGCAUAAUAUUAAAAUUGAUUGACUUUAUGGUUAGGAACAGGAGAUAAGAAUAAUAUUUACAAUUAAUGUAUUUUAAGCAAACUAGCAGAGCUUUAAGAGGCAGCCACCGCCUUUUGCAGAGCUAUUUGCCAAAUAUACCACAGAACACCCAAAGCUUAGAUGCAAAACUAGAGUCUUUAAGGAGCUCUGAUGAGCUAUCUUACACACUUGGAUGGUUCACACAUCUUAAAGGCCUUACACUUUGUACAGAAAAAUAUAAAUUGCCCAUGGAUUAUGUAACAAAUUAUUUUUUUCAGCACUGUUUUAUGCUACAGUAUUGUAAGUGGAAAUUACUUUAUGCUUUCUUGAAAGAACAGUUGUUUCACUUUUAUAUUUCCUUCUCUUAACUGUUUCCCAGUCCAUAUACAUAUAUAUGACGAUGAAAACUGCAGUUCCUAUCAGCUUAACUUAUACUUAGUAUUUUCUGUUGAUUUAUUUCAUUUACUUAAAUUUUAAUAUCAAAAUGGAGAUUUAAAACACUGGGAUGGUCUUCUGAAACAAUGAUGUAAAAAUAUCUUUGAAGGAGUCUAUAAUUGUAAUGAUAUUAAAUAGAGAUUUUUUUUCUAACUUAUGUUAACACUGCUUUAACCUCUUGUAAGCAUCUAGUUAUUUCUCUCUUCUGUUUGGCUGAAAUUUGAGUACUUUUAUUUUCUGAGGGUUUGGAAAAAUUUUCUUCAUAACAUUUUUAUUGCUGCACUUGUGGCCACAAUGUCUGGAGUUAUAUGCAUGUUUCAACCAAUAAAGUAAUUAUCACCCAA